Molecule: messenger RNA, 3084 nt
Organism: Pterocles gutturalis (yellow-throated sandgrouse)
Lineage: Eukaryota; Metazoa; Chordata; Aves; Pterocliformes; Pteroclidae
Gene: SACK1B
Product: family with sequence similarity 83, member B
Exons: 4
Coding region: 1-3084 (1027 amino acids)
Biological process (GO): epidermal growth factor receptor signaling pathway
Cellular component (GO): membrane; cytoplasm
Source: RefSeq, a predicted model, not a curated record
AUGGAAACUUCAUCUUUGCUAUCAUCCUUACAUGAUGAAUGCAGAUCAGACAACUAUAUUGAACCUCAUUACAAGGAAUGGUACCGAAUAGCUAUUGAUGCUCUGAUUGAAGGAGGUUUAGAUGCCUACAAAGAAUUUCUUUCCAAAGAGAGAUGCUCAGAGUUCCUAGCAGAUGAAGAAAUUGAUUAUAUUUUGAACAAUGUUCACAAACUUCCCCAAAACACAAUUUAUUCCUCUAACCAUGCUAUUGAUGACACCUCUUCCUCGGGAACCUACUGGCCUAUUGAAUCAGAUGUUGAAGCUCCAAAUCUUGACUUAGGUUGGCCCUACCUGAUGCCUGGAAUUUCUGGUGGCACGAAUAUUGAUCUGCUUUUUCAUCCACCACGAGCACAGCCUUACACCAUAAAGGAAACUAUUCGGAAGAUGAUACGAGAUGCAAGGAAGGUCAUUGCCAUCGUUAUGGAUAUGUUUACAGAUGUGGAUAUCUUUAGAGAAAUUGUGGAGGCGUCUGCUAGAGGGAUUGCAGUGUAUCUCCUGCUUGAUGAAUCCAACUUCAGUCAGUUUCUGAAAAUGACGGAGAAACAAGGCUGUCAAGUUCAGAGGCUCAGGAACAUGAGAGUGAGGACAGUAAAAGGACAAGAUUACUAUUCUAAAACAGGAGCAAAAUUCCAUGGAAAAAUGGAACAAAAAUUUAUUCUUGUUGACUGUAAGAAAGUCAUAUAUGGUUCUUACAGCUUUAUGUGGUCAUUUGAAAAAACCAACCUCAGUAUGGUUCAAGUUAUCACAGGACAGCUGGUUGAAUCCUUUGAUGAAGAGUUCAGGACACUAUACGCCCGUUCUUCUGUUCCAAGUUCAUUUGCCCCAGAAUUAGUACGGGUAAACAGUCACAGGACACUGUGGGAUAACGAUACAUACCAACACUCGGUGUCUUCCUUGGCUUCAGUUUCUAGCCAGAGAAACCUUUUUGGUAGGCAAGACAACGUUCACAAGAUAGAUCCUGUUUGUUGGAAAACUCGUGGAAGAUAUGCAGUAAAUGAAAUAGAUAAAUAUGGCUUGAGAAAUCAAGCCUAUAAUAAACAACCAUUUCAUCCAGGUUUUAACAUGCAAAAUCCAAUCCAGCAGUAUCAACCUAGUGAAAAAAAUGAGCACUGGAAGAGACAUAGUUAUGCUGGGGAGAAGCCAGAAAGGACACCUUACCUACUGCUCAAUAGAGCUAUUAAUAGAGCCAACAAUCCAUCAAAUACUUGGAAAGUGCCAUCUGAUAGCCUUAGUAUUGUUUCUUCGUUACGAGGAGGAUAUGCAAAUAACUACAAUACACCCCAACAAAGUUUUGCUGAUCAGUUUUCACGACCAAAGGUAAAUCUUGCAGAAAGAAAUUCAAUUGUACGGAGGUCUUUUAAUGGGACAGAUAAUCAUAUCCGCCAUCUGCAGCAAAGGAUGCCAACCCUUGAACAUACAACAAAAUCAUUCCUACGUAACUGGCGAAUUAAGUCAUAUUUGAAUGAUCAAUCAGAUUAUCCAGUAGAAUCUAAUGGGUCGGCCUUGGGUGACAGAUAUGAUAGCUACGACACAGCUGAAAAUAUUAAAGCUCAUGCGCUGUAUUCUCAUUCUCGCUUACGAUCAUCAUUGGUUUUUCAGCCAACUUUACCUGAACAGCAGGAAGUAAGCAGCUGUGCAAGUUCUUCAAAUUCAACUAUAAUUGGCUCAGAGGGAAGUGCAACACCUAAAGGGACAUCUAAUCAUGCUCCAAGUGUGGAAAAUGGAACAGAUAAUAUUUUAGAAGAGCUUAGCACAAACAUCCCAGUUAAACCAGAUGAACCAAAAAACCACAGAAUGCAUAUUGCAGACAGCACAAAACCUAGUGUAAAUUCAAAUGCAACAGGUGACUCAUCUCUCUACUUGUACACAACGCUAUGUGCAGACAAACAUGCAGAAAAUCUGAAGAACCUUCAAAAUGAAAAUUUGCUAAAAAGGAGAAGUUUUCCCAUGUUUAAUUCAAAGUCCAUAUUAGACCCUGGUGCUAACAAACAUGCAUCCAGUUAUGUUUACAGCACAUUGACUAGGCAUAGACUUAAGCAGCCAGCUAGUCCAAAACAUCCAGAAGACACACUGAAGAGCUCUAAAAGUUUGCACAGUGUGACCAACCAUUUGCCACAGGAGGAAAAGAACCUCAAAGAAGAACUCAAGAGCCCAACUGCUAGCAAGGCAAUCUCUAUGGCUGCUCUCAACGAAGCUAGCAAAGAGGAGUCUAGUAAGGAUUGCACAUCAAAGAAAGAAAGUAAGAAUUCCCCAAGUUUUCUAAAGAAAGGAUCCCAGAAAUUGCGGUCCCUUCUUAAUCUCACACCAGACAAGAAGGAAAGCUUGUCAAAAAACAAAGGUCCUGCCUUUUACAGAAUGUGUAGUAGUUCUGACACAUUGGUUUCUGAAGAAGAGAAUCAAAAACCUAAGAUUUCCGAGAAUAAGACAGAUUCUUCCCCAAGGAGAAGAAGAAACACAUCUUCAAAUUCUCAAGGUAGCUUGAAUAGAAGUAAAGAAGAUGUCACCAGGAGCCCCAAAAAGUCUCCAAAGUCACCAAAACCUCAAAAACCUCCAUCUGAUGAAAGCAAUAAAAAGUGUCCUCUCUUGUGCCCCCUUGAAAGUAAGUUCAUAGAAACUGCAGGAGAUGCCUCAACCCCAAGAUUUAAUACAGAACAGAUUCAGUAUCAAGACGUAAAGGAAAUCGCCACAAAUACUGCUCCUGAAAGUGUCCCUGUUUCUGCUCUUCAAAGAGCAAGUUCGAUGACACCACAGCUGGCAAGCUCAAAACGCCAAGAGGAGCUAAGACCUCGUUUGAGUGAAAGGCGUGUUUAUAGUCGCUUUGAGCCAUUCUGCAAGAUGGAAAGUGCUAGCCAACCUGCAGGAAAUGCACCCAACAGCAGUUUACGUCUGUCAGAUAUCAAAACCAAGACCCUAGGGAAUAAUUAUGGCAGGAGUAAUCACAUGGUCAGCUACAACUCAACUGCUUACCAUCCACUGCAGCCUAAUGAAAACAAGCUAAGAGGAUUUAUGCAAAAGUUUGGGAACUUCCUACACAAAAACAAGUAA